Ascoidea rubescens DSM 1968 is the source of this 2127-nucleotide messenger RNA. RefSeq lists its product as uncharacterized. The record is from RefSeq and is a predicted model, not a curated record. The transcript has a single exon. The coding region runs from base 1 to 2127 and encodes 708 amino acids. NCBI's taxonomy places the organism in Eukaryota, Fungi, Ascomycota, Saccharomycetes, Ascoideales, Ascoideaceae.
AUGCCUUCUCAAUACUCUGAUAUGCCUCGCUACUACGACGAGCCCAAGGGUGAUUGCAAAGAUUCUGCUCUAGACUUGGAGAGCUCUGCUUUCAAGCAUCCUUCCAAACCGGGUUCCAGAUCCUUCAAGCUCUUGUUCUCCUUCUCGUUGUUUUUGCUCUCGGUGUAUUAUCUCUCUGAAAAGUUUGUUCAAUUCCAAUUCUUCAGCUCAAUCGAUCCAAUUGACUCAAUUGUCUGUUUUGACUCCUUGGAUUUGCCUGAUUACGACUUCUUUUCGUCUUUAUCUUCCACCUUUAAAAAGAAGAAACCUCUCCCUCCCGUUUCUCUCCCUUCUUUGGUCUACGAAAUCGAUUUCCCUAUAACCUACCCAUCAACUGCAAACAUCACCACUGAUCUCUUGCUAAACGAUUCUUUAACUUCUGAUGUACUCUCAAUUGACUCAAUUUAUGAACCCCCAAAUGAUUUUUCAAGUUUAAAUAUUACAAACGCCUUUUUAACUCUUAACGUUUCCACCAAUAUCACCAAUGUCGACUCUCCCAUUCAACCCCCAAUCAUUUUUGAUAUCUAUUUCGAUGACUACAUUAUUUGGAGAUCUUCAUCACCAACUUCAAACUCAAACCAAACUUUUACCAAUUCUACAUCCUCCAAGAAUAUCACAGACUACUUAUCCCUUCUCUCUGAUUCUCAUAAGGUAUCACUCAAGUUGAUCAAUGGUGUCAUUUUAAAUGAUAUUAACAUUACUCUAUCCUACACUCUAAUCUCAAACCCUCUUUUUUUCAACUCAAACCCAAAUAUUAAUACCAAAAAGAAUUCCCCUGAAAGUAUCAACAACUAUUCCUUCUUUUCAAAUGUAUCUACUGUUAAUAUCUCAGAUAUUUUCAAUUACAAUUAUCCACCAAAUAAAGUCAUCCCAUUAUCAAACUCUGGUGACUCUUUCCAAUUGCCAAAUGAUAACUACUUGAUUAGUAUCCCCCAAUUGCCAACAAACACAACCAAAAUCUCAAUUGACCUAUUUGCAACUGCUUUAGAUGAAGAAAUCAAUUAUUUCAAAAACUUAUUGCAAUCCCCUCCCUCUUCUUCCGAUUCUCCUCCCGAUGAAUGUGAUCCUCCCUAUAACGAAAACGGGCCUUUAAGAGUCAUCAACAUUUACGCUGACAACAUCUUUAUCCAAUCUGUUGCUCCUUAUCCUACUCUACUAACCCAAAACCAAAUCUCAAAAUAUAUCAACAACUCGGUAGCUUUCCAACCUUUAGCUUCCACCUAUGCCUUCAACUCAUUGUCCUACAACGUCGACCUCUCAGUCAUCUUGCCUUUGCUAUGGAAUGCCCCUGUCUCUUUGACCAUUGAAAUCAUCUCCCCCAUAAAAGUCUCAUCUCCUAUUAGCAAACCUCCUUUACCUACUCCCUUACCUCCUCCUUCCAAUUCUGCAGAUUUUUUCCCUUCUUCAGAUUGGUUGCUCUCAGCAAACUUAUUAUCCUGGGAAUCUUCUAAAAUUAAAUCAUCCACUGGUUUAUUAAUCUUCACAAAUUCUUCAAUCUCUUCAAGAGGUAUAAUCAUCCCCGCCAAUGGUCUCACUCAAAUUACUAAAUCAAAAAUCACCUCAGACUUGUUCUCAUUAUUCAACAUCACUCUUAUAGAUGGUCUAACCCAUUCCAUAUCCUACAACCUAAACACCUCAACCGCCGCUGUUAACGUUCAAAAUUCAAGAUUCUUGAAUCAAAUUAAAAUAUAUAAAAGCGAUAAUGAUAACUUGGUCAACAUCACCAUUCAAGAGUUGCUCCCUUCUUCAAUUUCACCCUCACCUAUUUACUCAAUCCUUAAAGAAUCUCAAUAUUCCGUCAAAUUGGAUGAAAUCAAAAGCAUUCCUUUCAACCCCUUCUCAAAACCCUCAGUUAAAUACGAAUCAAAGGCCUUAACAACUGUAAAAGUAAAUAAAUCAAAACCAAUGAAAUUCUCAAGGAAAAAUGAAGUCUCCUUAAAGUCUUCAAUCCUAACCACUGACGUUAAAAUUAAAGCUAAACUCCCUUCAAAUAAAAAACUUUCAUUCUCAAGAAGUGCUGAAGCUGUUGAUGGUAUUUUAGUUAAAGAUACAGGCCUUGUCUUAGGCUCUCCUACCCUCGAUAUCUAA